AGAACCUAACACCAACCGUUUCCAUGACGCUCUUCCUAUCAUAACGAGUCACGCCUUCGAAUGUCAAUCUCCACCGCUAAAACGGCGUCGACAGAGCGUCAAACGCGCGCACAAACUGUCAAGCAAAAGAAGAAUGAAGCGAGAACCGUUAGAGCCGAUCGUACCGAACUGAAACGUAUAUUUAGAAAGUAUGCGUCGAUUGAGCGAGAUGGCGAGGUUUUCAUGUCGCCUGAAGAUUUCUUUCAGCGUUAUCUUGGUAUUCACAGCGAGAAUGAUUACAGUCGGCAGUCGCUGAGAUUAUUGGUGGGCGUGGUCGAUCAGACCAAGAAUGGAUUGAUUUCAUUUGAUGAGUUUAGCUCGUUUGAGUCUCUUCUGGCAUCACCCGACUCUCUGUAUCAGUGUAUGUUUCAGCUCUUUGAUGCAAACUCGAAUGGUGUUGUGUCAUUUGGGGAAUUUUGUCAUGUCGUCCAAUCAACAGAAGUCUAUCAACAUUUUCCAUUCAAUUUUAAUUCACCCCUUACACAACUCUACUUCGGCAUCAAACACAAAGACACACUUCACUUCUCAGAGUUUACACAACUCAUCAGAGACCUUCAGGACGAGAUGAUACAACAAGUUUUCUCACAAAACGAAACAGAUAAACAGACGACAAUCACCGCACUUGCAUUUGCUAACGUAAUGAAGAAAUUCAGGCCUCAGUUGCUGUCACCUUACGUGCAAGAAAAUCUAGUCACUGUGUCUGGCUGUUCAGGUGUGUAUAGUCGCACUGUUGGAUAUGGAUAUUUUAGGGCUUUCAAUAGGAUGCUCAAUAACCUUGACUUGUUCAAGCAAGUGGUUAGAAAUGCUAUGGGAAGGACAAAGACGGAGAUAACGAAAGAAGAGUUAAUGGUAGCUGCAAGCAAUUUUCCUCAGAUCACACCGUUGGAAGUUGACAUCGUGUUUCAGCUCUCUGAUUUGGACAAGAAGUCAGGUCGUAUCACAAUGGAUGACUUUAAAAGAUUAUUACCAUCUGUGUCUCAGCUUGGUUUGAAAGAGGUUUCUGGUCUUGGUGUUGAAGAUGGGAAAAGGGAAAUUGGAUACGUAAUGGCUACUCUUGAGUCAGUCUAUCGAUUUGGACUUGGUGCAAUAGCUGGAGCUGUCGGUGCUACUGCUGUUUAUCCAAUUGACUUGGUGAAGACACGGUUACAGAAUCAGCGGAAGCGUCGGGUUGUUGUCGGAGAAUUAUUCUAUAGGAACAGCUUUGAUUGUUUCUGGAAGGUUUUACGACAUGAAGGAGUGUUUGGGCUUUACAGAGGACUUGGUCCACAACUCAUUGGUGUAGCUCCAGAGAAAGCCAUUAAACUAACAACCAACGAUUUUAUGAGAGAAAAGUUAACAAGUAAAAAUGGGCAUCUUCCUUUCUAUCGAGAAAUCAUUGCUGGCGGAUGUGCUGGUGCAAGUCAAGUGAUCUUCAGCAAUCCAUUAGAAAUAGUUAAGAUUCGGCUGCAGGUUGCUGGGCAAUUCACAGGAAUUAAGCCACCGAGUGCACUCAAAAUUGUUGCGGAUUUAGGAUUCAAAGGCCUCUACAAGGGUAUAUCUGCAUGUCUCCUACGAGACAUCCCAUUUUCAGCCAUCUACUUCUCAUCAUACGCUCACUUGAAGCCCAAACUAGCAGACGAUGACGGCUACAACAGCCCCUUGUCGCUGCUUGUGGCUGCUGCUACAUGUGGCAUUCCUGCUGCAUUUCUUGGCACGCCAGCAGAUGUCAUAAAGACAAGACUACAAGUGCAAGUUCGAGAGGGACAGACAAAGUAUACUGGUCUUGUGGAUUGUGCACGGAAAAUCUGGCACGAAGAAGGCUUCAAGAAGUUCUGGAGUGGAGCACCAGCUCGGGUGUUCCGAUCUUCUCCACAAUUUGGCGUCACACUGAUGGUAUACGAGCUUCUCCAGCAGUUAUUCGACGUCGACUUUGGUCGAGGAAAGUUUAGUGAGCAAGGGAAGAGGAAACGCGAACGAGCUCAAAUGCUACAGAUGGCACCCUUCCUGACACCAACCAAUCCCGAUCAUAUUGGUGGGUAUCGCAUGGCAGUUGCCACAUUCGCUUCGUUAGAGAGCAAAUUUGGAUUGAAGUUUCCGAACUACACAGUCCCUCAAGUAUCUGCAGACAAGAAGCCUGGUGCUUCACAUGAAUAAGAUUUUUCAUUAAAUAUUAAUAUUAAUUAAUAUUAUUGAUUGUAUUGAGAGGAGUGUAAGUGUAGAUAGUUUGUGUUGUAGGACGUCAUUGGCGUAGUGUAAUUAAUUAAGUGAGAGGUUUGCAUUGUGGUGGAGGAGUAGAUAGCAUAUUGAGUGAUUAACUUGCUGGAGAUUGACGUUAUAGAUAGACAUGCAGUCACAGAGUCGACUAGCUUGUCUGCUGUCUGUCUACUUGCCUGUCUGCCUGUCUACCUUGUAUUAAUGCAGAGAUGCAU
Messenger RNA from Corticium candelabrum, 2447 nucleotides. Its product is annotated as electrogenic aspartate/glutamate antiporter SLC25A13, mitochondrial-like. The record is from RefSeq and is a predicted model, not a curated record. Lineage: Eukaryota; Metazoa; Porifera; Homoscleromorpha; Homosclerophorida; Plakinidae. The coding region runs from base 61 to 2172 and encodes 703 amino acids. Gene Ontology annotation, biological process: malate-aspartate shuttle; L-glutamate transmembrane transport; aspartate transmembrane transport. The transcript has 18 exons. Gene Ontology annotation, molecular function: L-aspartate transmembrane transporter activity; calcium ion binding; L-glutamate transmembrane transporter activity.